Synchytrium microbalum is the source of this 684-nucleotide messenger RNA. RefSeq lists its product as uncharacterized. NCBI's taxonomy places the organism in Eukaryota, Fungi, Chytridiomycota, Chytridiomycetes, Synchytriales, Synchytriaceae. Bases 1 to 684 code for a protein of 227 amino acids. The record is from RefSeq and is a predicted model, not a curated record. The transcript has 4 exons. Gene Ontology annotation, cellular component: cytoplasm; mitochondrion.
AUGGAUGCUAUAUCGUCGCUAUGGCACACCCUCUCGGUCCAGGCACAGGCUGGCGUAAUCACUGCUGGGACUGGCACGACAAUAACGAUAAUUGCCGUAAUUGUUGCCUUAAAGUCAAGAAGGAUACAGACUGCAGAAUACAUCACGCCAUAUACACUGAAACGACACAAAUCCUUGUUCGGGAAAGUCACUGCCGUAAACGAUGGUGAUGGAUUUCGACUAUUUCAUCUCCCUGGGAUAUGGAGGUGGAGGACAGUACCAACAAAAGUAAAAAGCGACCAAACCAUAUCCAUUCGUCUCGCUGGCGUAGACGCACCCGAACUGCCCCAUUUCGGAAAUCCAGGACAACCAUUCGCAGAGGAAGCAAUCGAAUUCCUGCGCUCCCAAAUAUUACACAAACGAAUCACAAUCAAACCAUACAGAAAAGAUCAAUAUGGUCGAUUAGUCGCUUCUGCUCAUGUCCCUUAUUACGUGUUGUGGAAGAAGGAUGUUGGAUUGGAAAUGCUACGGAAUGGGUUGGCUGUUGUUUACAAUCAGGCUGGAGCUGAAUAUGGUGGCAGAGAAGUUAGAUACUUGGAGGAAGAGAAACGGGCAAAAUCGAAAAAGAUUGGAAUAUGGUCACUACCAAACUUUGUCUCUCCAUCAGAGUAUAAAGCUAAAAACGCUGCCAAGCAGAGAACGUAA